This is a messenger RNA of Harmonia axyridis, 1036 nucleotides long. RefSeq lists its product as uncharacterized. The record is from RefSeq and is a predicted model, not a curated record. Bases 101 to 466 code for a protein of 121 amino acids. Lineage: Eukaryota; Metazoa; Arthropoda; Insecta; Coleoptera; Coccinellidae. The transcript is spliced from 2 exons.
UCCUCAGAGUAUUUUCUGUGACACAACCUUAAAACAAAAUAAUUGUAGGAUUUAGGAUAUUUCUUCAAGGGAAAUGUUAAAAAAUAAAUAAGGUCUUAUCAUGUCGAAAAGGAGUAUUGAUGAGUCUUUGAGAAAACCUAGAGUCAUCAGUGGAACACCUCUCAAUAGAACAAUAAAUCUAAUUUCUUUAGGUAUUUUUGCAUGUAGUGGAAUAUGUUGGUACUUAUAUGAAAUGUGGCCACAAUCAAAGAAAGUGCAUAAAUCCUUGUUGGAAGGAAAAUUUGACGAUUCGCCAGAAUCAAAGUUUCGUUUACAAUCUAUGAGAUAUUUGUUGUCUGAUCCCCAGUAUCACGAGCUUGUAGUGAAAAUGCAAAAAAGAACUUACGAUAAAGAACGAGCUUCUAAGAAUAAAGAGAAACCUUGGUAUGUGAAGGCUUUCACUCAACUUUCAAAGGAUGAAGUUUAAUAGAUGGCAAAUAAAAUAUAAUAUAUAAUAUAUAUAUUAAGCAAUAUAUAUUUCAUUGAGAGAUGGAUUAUACCUUUAUUUGGCCUCAAAAUGUGAGAAUUAAUGAUAUGGCUUCAUAUGCUAUUGUUUGAGAGAUCACUUUUGAAAUAGAAACAAAUUCUAUUCAAAUUAUUGAUAUGAUUAAAGAUGCAUACCAUCUCAUACCUAUUAUUGUAACUAAAAGUCUAUAGCUGGAUAGUCUGCAAAUAGUUAAUUUCAAAUCAUAAACAAAUAUAAAAUUUUGAAGUGUAUAAGAUCAACAAUGGGCUCAUCAAUUAGUGUUCCCACUAUUUAAGGUAUUUCUGGGUAUACAAAACAUAUAAAACAGCUGAUGUGUUAGCAAGCAUGAAUGUCCCUGAGCCAUUGGAAAAUCUAACGAGUGUUCAAAUAAAUUCGUUGUCAAGAGUGCUGUGACAUUCUAUUGAGAGCUGGUUGGAGAGUACCUUGCUGAAGUAAAAAUUGACAACUUCCCAGGAAGAGACCGAUUUUCAUCUUGUCUGGUUAAUAAAAAAUAAAGCUCUUGCUGCAGCA